UGUAAUGAACCGAAUUAGUCGAAUCGGAACUGCUGUUUUGUAUCGAUCAGUAUGAGAAUAUUAAACGUGUUAGGAUUUUUCGGCGUUUUUUGGUUUAAUUCCAAUCAAUGCAACGCCUCUUCUGUUAUGCAAACAUAUUUGGAAGCACGAGAAUGCAAAGAUGUGGAAAGUACAGUAAUGCGUCUUAAGGAUCAUCUUUUUUGCGAUUAUGAUCUGAGUGUCCAACCGAAUUAUCCCAAAGCAACUAAUGUCACCAUGCAAUUAAUGCCACAGUUAAUAACAUUCACCGAACACAAUAGUAAAUUAUCACUUGAUUGCUGGAUAUCAUUUUUUUGGUCGGAUCCGCAACUAUCUUGGACAUCAAGCGAUUACGAUGAGAUUACUUUUAUUCAUGUAAACAGCUGGGAGAUCUGGACACCCACAUUGUUCAUCGUAAAUUCUGCUGAUAUGUCAAGUGAUCAGUAUUAUUUUCCUCCAAGAGACUGCUUCCUCUAUAAGGAUAAUUCUAUUUUGUGCGUGUUCGCGACAAAAUUUAUUUCCAAAUGUGCUCCCGAUUAUACUUAUUGGCCAUACGAUAAGCAUCACUGUCGCAUCACAUUUAUGUCAUGGGUGAAUAUAAACGAGGAAGUCCAUCUCCAGAUAGACGAAAAUGGGAUUGGUAUGAGUGAAUACCAAAAUAAUUCAAGGUGGGAUUUCAAGUUUAUAAAUUCAACAAACGAUACCCUUUCGAGUAUUACUUACAACUUCUUACUAACGCGCCAUCAUGGCAUAUAUCACUCAUCCUUUAUCGUACCAGCUAUCGCUUUGAUAUUGUUAACUAUAACAGUGCUCUGCCUUGAUGUAAAAUCGACUGAACGAAUGGCAGUAGCAAACGUGAAUUUUAUUUGCCAUUUGCUCUGCAUGUACAUGAUACAAUGGACAGUACAAUACAAUGGUGUUAAUCCCCCGAACAUAUUUAUAUUUUAUCGUGAAUCCUUGGCGUUGGCUACCUACACGGUAAUUUUGACGGUCUUAUUACGGAAAUUGGAAGACAUGAGCAUAAUGAUACCAAAUUGGAUUUUAUCCAUUACAACGUUUACUUUGAGCAACAAGGUGGGACGUUUUCUGAUUCUAAAAGAUGAUGAAUCCAAGAUAACAGGCAAAGAUAUAGCGACCGAAGAAAGCUCAGAUAUUCCAAAAGCUGAAGUGAGCAUAAAAGAAUCGUCUUGGAAAUAUUUUGCUGCUAUUAUUGACUGGUUAUCUCUCUUCUGCGUGAUUCUCACUUAUCUCAUUGUUUUAAUUAUUCUAAUACCUACGAGUUAAUCUAUAAUAAAGAACAUUGACCGUAUUGUU
Molecule: messenger RNA, 1332 nt
Organism: Pogonomyrmex barbatus (red harvester ant)
Lineage: Eukaryota; Metazoa; Arthropoda; Insecta; Hymenoptera; Formicidae
Product: 5-hydroxytryptamine receptor 3A-like
Biological process (GO): monoatomic ion transmembrane transport
Cellular component (GO): membrane
Molecular function (GO): extracellular ligand-gated monoatomic ion channel activity; transmembrane signaling receptor activity
Source: RefSeq, a predicted model, not a curated record